AUGACUAUGGUAAUCCUCCCCGAGACCGAAGCGCUCCCACCGGCCGAUACUUCGGGCGUAAAACAUGCACCGCUACGUACCGACCACGAAAGUGGAUCUGAGCCAACCGCCAAACAAAGCGAGAAGUCCGGAGGAGAGAAUCGCUCUUCCGUGUCCAAUGGACAAUACGACAUUCCGGACGAGUACGCCAACCUUGAUGAGCUUGCCGGACCGUCACCGGUCGACAAUCGACAUGGGCAAGGAUUGUAUCACCAUCACGACCUUGAAGAAUGCCGGUCUAAAGAGCCUAAAGAGCAGGAAGAGACACAAGAUAUACAACCCCUCUCUGUGCAGUCGAUUGAGGAAGACGAGGACGAUCUCCAUGAGUACGCGAAUCUUGAUGAGUUAGAGGGGCCUCCACCGGAUGAGAAUCCGGAUGAGCGAAGAAGUUACCGUCAUCAUGACCUGGAAGAAGCUCGAACGAAUGAACAGCAGUACGAGCGGCGAGGAUCUUGCCAAGAACGGAACGGACAGCCGUCCCCACAUGAUGAAAAAGGGUCCCCUCAAAAGACGCGGGGGUGGAAAAUUCACAGGAUGAUUUUUCACCUUUAUGUCACGUCGUACUUGAUUCUCUUCUCAAUCUUGGGUACUCUGGCACGGCUUGGACUCCAAGCUCUCACAGUAUACCCAGGUUCCCCAAUCGCGAUUUCUGAAUUAUGGGCCAAUGUCGGGGGAUGCUUGAUUAUGGGAUACCUGAGCGAAGACCGGACAUUGUUUCACAACGAAUGGGAAGUCGCAGAGAAGCGCGCACGUCGAAAUCUCCAUCUAGAACGAGAGAGCAGCGACGACACCACGAAAGAGGAGGCCGACGAAGAAGCGAUCUUGGUAGCAGCUAGGAAGGAGCAUCAAACAGAAAAGAAAACCAUUCCAGUCUUCAUCGGGCUCACAGUCGGCUUCUGCGGCUGUUUCACCUCUUUUUCUUCUUUCAUGCGUGAUGUUUUCUUCGCUCUUUCCAACCAUUUGAACACCAGCGCGUAUACAGACAACAGGACAGUCGUUGGUACGAACCCUCCUCGCGACGACGGCAACAGCGUCAUGGCAGUCCUGGCCGUUCUGAUUGUAGAGAUCUGCCUCUGUUUGUCAGCUCUAGAGUUUGGGGCGCACAUCGCAAUCGCACUCGAGCCCGUGGUGUCGAAAGCGCCCAGGCUGAACAUCAGACGGAUUACGGAUCCGAUAGUGGUUUUGAUUGCGUGGGGUUCUUGGGUGGGAGCUGUCGUCAUGAUCAUCUGGCCUCCCGACCGUCCAUCUGGUCCUGCGGCAGAUGGACAGACCCUCUGGGCGCAAGAAACCUGGCGGGGCAAUGUCCUGUUCGCACUUGCUCUCGCACCCUUGGGCUGUCUCGUUCGUUUCCACGCCGCCUUGAGGUUCAACGGGUUGAUAAGUCACUUUCCGGUUGGGACUUUUGUCGUCAAUAUUGCAGGGACAACCGUGUUGGGCGCAUGCUGGGAUCUGCAGCGUGCACCGUUGACCAAUGGAGCAAUCGGUGGCGGUAGGGUUGGUUGCCAAGCGCUCCAAGGCGUUCAAGACGGAUUUUGCGGCUGUCUCACCACUGUCAGUACGUGGGUUAUAGAAUUGAAAGGCUUGCAGCGAAAACAUGGGUACUUCUAUGGAGCGAUGAGCGUUGCUGUUGGCGUUUCCAGUUUAGUGGUUAUCAUGGGUACUUUUGUGUGGGAACAAGGGAACCGGCCAACGGCAUGUAGUGUAUGA
This is a messenger RNA of Letharia columbiana, 1746 nucleotides long. RefSeq lists its product as uncharacterized. Gene Ontology annotation, molecular function: fluoride transmembrane transporter activity. The coding region runs from base 1 to 1746 and encodes 581 amino acids. Gene Ontology annotation, cellular component: membrane. NCBI's taxonomy places the organism in Eukaryota, Fungi, Ascomycota, Lecanoromycetes, Lecanorales, Parmeliaceae. The transcript has a single exon. Gene Ontology annotation, biological process: fluoride transmembrane transport. The record is from RefSeq and is a predicted model, not a curated record.